CUCUUCCGUGAAGCUGCGGACGGCCUGGCCUGACCGUGGUUUGGCAGAUCGCGCGGCUCAGCGUCGUUUGAGAACGAGGAGUGUCGGAAACAGAAGUACCACUACCCAUCGGAUUGCAGCACCGCACAAGCGUUAUCAGUCAUGGAUUCAAUGCCCUCGCUUCCGAUACCUGAAGCUUUGACUGUGCCAACGGCGGAACCGGCGAUAGCAUCGCCGGUCAUACUUUUGAUUUCUGGAUUGUUCGCUGUGGUUGCGGUUUUCGCGCUGUUAUGCAAAGUUUACGCUCUUGUGACCGAGGGGCAUUAUGUCUGCCGCAAAGACCUGACCGGGAAAGUUAUCAUCAUCACAGGAUCGAAUACAGGCUUGGGGAAAACCACGGCGAUGGCUCUGGCCCAGUGCGGGGCGAGAAUUAUUCUGGCUUGCCGGACUAUGACCAAAGCAGAAGCCGCACGAGAUGAAAUCAUCAAGGAGACCGGCAAUAAAGACAUACACUGCAAGAAGUUGGACUUGGCUUCGUUUAAAAGUGUUCGAGAAUUCGCAGCCGAAAUCAACGCUACCGAGAAACGAUUAGAUGUCCUGAUCAACAACGCAGGUCUACUGACGCCCGCUGAACAUAUGAUAACCGAGGACGGUCACGAGGUUUCGAUCCAAUCGAAUCAUCUGGGGCAUUUCCUCCUCACAAACUUAUUACUGGGUCUCUUGAAGAAAAGCGCUCCAAGUCGGAUUGUGGUCGUAGGAUCAUGUGGCCAAUGGUUCGGCAAUAUGAACCCCGAGAAACCCUUGAACUUCUCGCGGUAUCACUUUCCGCUCUUCAAUUACUGCUCCACGAAAGUACUCAAUAUGCUUUUCACGGUCGAGCUGAGCUGGAGAUUAAAGGACUCAGGCGUAACGGUGAAUUGCGGUCACCCCGGGUUCGUACAGUCUGACUUCGGAGUCGGCGACGAUUCCUACCAAGCUUGGCUCUUCACGCGGCUGCUGAAGCUCUACGGAAAGACACCCGAAAAAGGCGCCAUGACUAGCGUCUAUCUCGCUACGUCGGAUGACGUCACCACAUCGGGACGAUAUUUCGCAGACUGUAAUACAGCCAUCGCGCCCUUCUGGGCAAUUAAUAAGGGCAAAGCAAAAAAGCUCUGGGAGGUUUCGGAGCGCAUGACCGGUUUGGCUUUCACGGCGUGAAGGAUCGCACGUAUUCCACAUUUUCUCAUACCUUCGCCUAGCUUGAGCGCAAUCGAGACAUGGGGUUCCUCUUCUGCAGUCGUUGUUACUCCUCUCCGAUCGCCGCGUCUCGAAAUAAUCGAUGCAGUCGACAUUGUAUAUUUAUUAGGAUGAAGACGAUAUUAUGAAAGAGAGUUUCUAUUGUUUAGUUUAGCGAAUUUCAAUUUCUUUGCACGCGAGUCCACAAAAGAAUCCGUGGGAACGAAUGUAUGUCACGAACGUCCCUGCGAACUUGUAGAAAUUGCGGAGAUCCGCCCUCUUCCCUCUUCGGCUGCUGGAGAGAGUUCGACGCAGCUGUUGCUGGCGGAUCUUUCCAAGUGUUCUUCUGCAUCCAUACUGUGUAUAAUAAUUUUAAGAGUUGCGUGUCGGUCGCCUCUCUGAUCGACCGACGAGUCCGGCUGAGAAGUUUGAGCCAUCAUCUUCUUGCUCUUCUCGACUGACUCCCUGUGUUCCCCGAAUUCGAGUCCAUCCUCUCCAAGAACAACACGAAAUUCCGACGGCCCAAGCACUCUGGCCAGAAGCCAGAGAGACCGCUCAUGUCGUAUAAGACCUCAGUUAGA
Molecule: messenger RNA, 1775 nt
Organism: Galendromus occidentalis (western predatory mite)
Lineage: Eukaryota; Metazoa; Arthropoda; Arachnida; Mesostigmata; Phytoseiidae
Product: retinol dehydrogenase 11
Exons: 7
Coding region: 142-1176 (344 amino acids)
Source: RefSeq, a predicted model, not a curated record